UCUGUUUUUCUCCCGCACGGAGACGCUGGGACUUCGCUUCGCUCGGAGGCUGCUCCCCGCCCGCACCGCCCCGCCCCGCCUCGCGCUCGCCGUCGUCAUCGUCUUCCUCCCCGCCUCUUCGCCGCUCCUCGGAAUCAUCCAUCCGCUCCGGUUAAUGGCUAAGACGCGACAAGAAGCGAUCAAUAUGUUCCUAGAACAGGUUGCAUCUGCAGAGAAGCUUCGCCCAGAGACCGACCCAGAGAUUGUCUUCUUCAAGAGGUACUGCAUAGCGCUUUACUGUAGACCCGAUGGAAUGCUACCCUGCCAUAUCUGCCAGGAAGACAACCCUAGAAACACUCCCAUCUACAUUGAUGAAACUAAUAUGAAGUCUCACUGCAAGAUGCAGCAUCGCAGGGCUACUAUCAAGUGCACUGAGCAGAACUGCACAGUUCUGUUCAACUCACUGGCUGAUAAAGAACUGCACAGAUUCUAUUGCCAUAAGAAAGCCUAUGGUUGGUGGAUCCUUUGAUGGUGCGGUGGUGGAUCCUUUGACAGAAGACCCGGAUGUGUAUAUAUCGUGGAGUUCUUUUAUUGCUUGCCAAAGAUUCUCGACUGUUAUGUGGUACUGCAGUUCCCGUUGUCCUUUCCCGCUCCAAGAACAUAUGCAGGAUUUUCGAUACCACGUAUGCAUGAUCGGCGCGUUGAGUAUUGUAUCUUUUUGUUACUCGAUGCAUGAAGCUUUGGAUAUGUCGUACAAAUCCGUCGAAUGUUACUGACUUGAUGAUUUCAUCAUAAAUAGUUCAUAGUAGCAGAUGGUCCAUAUCUUAAUUCGAGACUUAUUCACAUAGUGACAGAUGACCCACAUCUUAGUUCGAAACUUAUUCGUUAAUGAGGAAUAUCAUUUCACGA
Aegilops tauschii subsp. strangulata is the source of this 888-nucleotide messenger RNA. NCBI's taxonomy places the organism in Eukaryota, Viridiplantae, Streptophyta, Magnoliopsida, Poales, Poaceae. The record is from RefSeq and is a predicted model, not a curated record.